Lepus europaeus (European hare) is the source of this 2962-nucleotide messenger RNA. RefSeq names its product lysyl oxidase like 3 (gene LOXL3). Gene Ontology annotation, molecular function: protein-lysine 6-oxidase activity; copper ion binding. NCBI's taxonomy places the organism in Eukaryota, Metazoa, Chordata, Mammalia, Lagomorpha, Leporidae. Gene Ontology annotation, cellular component: membrane. The transcript has 17 exons. Gene Ontology annotation, biological process: peptidyl-lysine oxidation; inflammatory response. The record is from RefSeq and is a predicted model, not a curated record. The coding region runs from base 130 to 2508 and encodes 792 amino acids.
CAGGGUGAGGGGCAGAGGAGCCAGGAGGAAGGGGGUCGGGGUCCCCAGUCCUAGGACUGCUCUCCGGGACCAGAACUCUUCUCAAAGCCCCUAGGGCCCCCGCUCAGCCAAAGCCAGGCCUUCCCUGCCAUGCGACCUGUAGGUGUCUGGCAGUGGAGCCCAUGGGGGCUGCUGCUGUGCCUGCUGUGCAGCUCCGGCUGGGGGUCUCCGUCCCCUUCUGCGAGCCCUGAGAAGAGGCCUGGAAGCGAGGGGCUGCGGUUCCGGCUGGCUGGCUACCCUAGGAAGCCCUCGGAGGGCCGCGUGGAGAUACAGCGAGCUGGCGAGUGGGGCACCAUCUGCGAUGACGACUUCACGCUGCAAGCUGCCCACGUCCUGUGCCGGGAGCUGGGCUUCACGGAGGCCACAGGCUGGACGCAUAGUGCCAAAUACGGCCCUGGGACAGGCCGCAUCUGGCUGGACAACCUGAGCUGCAGUGGGACUGAGCAGAGCGUGACGGAGUGUGCCUCCCGGGGCUGGGGGAACAGUGACUGCACCCACGACGAGGACGCUGGCGUCAUCUGCAAGGACCAGCGCCUUCCCGGCUUCUCAGACUCCAACGUCAUCGAGGUGGAGCAUCAGCUGCAGGUGGAGGAGGUGCGGCUCCGCCCGGCUGUGGGCUGGGGCCGGCGGCCCCUGCCGGUGACUGAGGGCCUGGUGGAAGUGCGGCUCCCUGACGGCUGGUCUCAAGUGUGCGACAAAGGAUGGAGCGCGCACAACAGCCACGUGGUCUGCGGGAUGCUGGGCUUCCCCAGCGAAAAGAGGGUCAACGCGGCCUUCUACAGAAAGUUGAGGAAGCGAGCAGCCAAAGGCUCAGCCCGACGCCCCAAGCCCCUUGGAAGACCAAUCUCCAAACUUAAAGUCAAACCCAAACUCCGAGUGGGCAGGGGGCCAACCAAGAGGCUGCUGGCCCAGAGGCAGCAACACUCCUUUGGUCUGCAUGGGGUGGCAUGCUUGGGCACGGAGGCCCACCUCUCCCUCUGUGCCCUGGAGUUCUAUCGUGCCAAUGACACUGCCAGGUGCCCUGGGGGGGCCCCUGCGGUGGUGAGCUGCGUGCCUGGCCCUCUCUACACAGCGUCCAGCAGCCAGAAGAAGCAACAGCAGUCGAAGACUCAGGGGGAGGCCCGCGUGCGUCUCAAGGGCGGGGCCCACCCUGGAGAGGGCAGAGUGGAAGUGCUGAAGGCUGGCACAUGGGGCACAGUGUGUGACCGCAAGUGGGACCUGCAGGCGGCCAGCGUGGUGUGUCGGGAGCUGGGCUUCGGGAGUGCUCGAGAGGCUCUGAGUGGUGCCCGCAUGGGGCAGGGAAUGGGCGCCAUCCACUUAAGUGAAGUUCGGUGCUCUGGACAGGAGCCCUCCCUCUGGAAGUGCUCCCACAAGAACAUCACAGCUGAGGACUGCUCCCACAGCCAGGAUGCUGGGGUCCGGUGCAACCUGCCCUACACUGGAGUGGAGACCAAGAUACGACUCAGUGGGGGCCGCAGCCGACACGAGGGGCGCGUGGAAGUGCAAAUAGGGGGAUCUGGGCCCCCCCGCUGGGGCCUCAUCUGUGGGGAUGACUGGGGGACGCUGGAAGCCAUGGUGGUCUGCAGGCAACUCGGCUUGGGCUAUGCCAACCAUGGCCUGCAGGAAACCUGGUACUGGGACUCAGGGAACAUAACAGAGGUGGUGAUGAGUGGAGUGCGCUGCACGGGGACGGAGCUGUCCCUGGACCAGUGUGCCCAUCACAGCACCCAUAUCAGCUGCAAGAGGCCAGGGACUCGCUUCACUGCUGGAGUCAUCUGUUCUGAGACCGCAUCUGACCUGCUGCUGCACUCGGCGCUGGUGCAGGAGACGGCCUACAUCGAGGACCGGCCCCUGCACAUGCUCUACUGUGCUGCCGAAGAGAACUGCCUGGCCAGCUCGGCCCGCUCUGCCAACUGGCCCUACGGCCACCGGCGCCUGCUGCGGUUCUCCUCCCAAAUCCACAACCUGGGGCGAGCCGACUUCAGGCCCAAGGCCGGGCGCCACUCCUGGGUGUGGCACGAGUGCCACGGGCAUUACCACAGUAUGGACAUCUUCACACACUACGACAUCCUGACCCCCAACGGCACCAAGGUGGCUGAGGGCCACAAAGCCAGUUUCUGUCUAGAAGACACCGAGUGUCAGGAGGACGUCUCCAAGAGGUACGAGUGUGCCAACUUUGGAGAGCAAGGCAUCACGGUGGGCUGCUGGGAUCUCUACAGGCAUGACAUCGACUGCCAGUGGAUCGACAUCACAGAUGUGAAGCCAGGGAACUACAUUCUCCAGGUGGUCAUCAACCCAAACUUUGAAGUAGCAGAGAGUGACUUCACCAACAACGCGAUGAAAUGCAACUGCAAAUAUGAUGGGCAUCGCAUCUGGGUGCAUAACUGCCACAUUGGUGAUGCCUUCAGUGAAGAGGCCAAUAGGAGGUUCGAACGCUACCCUGGCCAGACCAGCAACCAGAUUAUCUGAAGUCCCACCUUUGUUCUCUGCAAACCACCACUGGCCCCUAAUGGCAGGGGUAUAAGGCUGCCAUUACCUCAGGAGCUUGCCAAGGAACCCCUGAUGUCAGCAGGCGUGGCCUCAUCCGAUAGUGCACUGUGGACAUGGAACUGACAAGCAGAAGUCAUGGCCUUCUUCCUAAGCCAGCUGUCAGUAGCUGUGGCCGCGCACAAGGAACCUCUGCUCCCUGCCCAGCACUGGGCAGAGUGCGCCACAAAGAACAGCACCUGACUGCCCAGAACGACAAUGGAUGGCAGCAGCUCACUUUCUGGAACAGGGAGGUCAGGCUGGUCAGCUCCAGGAGCUCCCCUGCAUUCAAGGGGACACAGCUUUACCUCUAGCCUUUUGGGUGGGGGAAAAGAUCCAGCCCCCCUCAAUUUUGACUAUAACAUGUUUCUAGGUAUAAUUUUAUUUUAUAUAAAAA